AUGUUUGAAGAUGGAAAAGCUCAAAUAAAUGAUGAAGUGAAGUCAGUGUCAGUGAUGGAGGGAGAUUCUGUUACUCUACACACUGAUAUUAAAUUAAAGACAGGUGAUGUGAUCGAUUGGGUUUUUGGACUUAAAGGGUCUCUCAUAGCUCAAAUCAAUGGAGCAAAUAAGACAUCAAUAUAUGAUGUUUUUGAUGUGAGAUUCAGAGACAGACUGCAGGUGAAUAAUCAGACUGGAGAUCUCACCAUCACAAACAUCACAACUCAACACACUGGACUUUAUCAAGUUACUAUCACCAGCGGGACGGUGUCAUCACACAGAUUCAAUGUUACUGUCUAUGCUCGUCUUCCCGUUCCUGUCAUCACCACACAAAACUCUUCAUCAUCAUCAAGCUCAAAAUGUGUGUUAUUAUGUUCAGUGUUGAAUGUGAGAGAUGUGAGUGAUGUGAGUCUGUCCUGGUACAAAGGAAACAGUUUAUUGUCCAGCAUCAGUGUGUCUGAUCUCAACAUCAGCAGCAUCUCUCUUCAUCUGAAGUGUCUGAAUGAUUCUUACAGCUGUGUGGUGAAAAAUCCCAUCAGAAAUCAAACUCAACAUCUCAAUACUAAUCUAUGUCAGAUGUGUUCAGACUGUUUUUGCUGUUGUUAUGGUCCUGAAGCUGUGAUCCGAUUGGUCGUCUCUGCUUUGGUGGGUGUGGCUACUGUUGCUGUUUUGGUUUAUGGCAUUUAUGACAACUAAGAUGGAGAGAAGAAAAAAUCAAAGACACAAAAAGACCAUCACUGAUAAAAUUUCUCUGAAGUUUAAUACACAUCAUUUAAAGGUGCCAUAGAAUGGAAAACUUCUUAUGUAAACUUCGUGCAUGCAAAAGACUGCUGGAAUACAGGUCAAUCUUACAUAACACCAACUGUGACGUUACAGUCAAGAUCUACAGCCUCAACAUUAAAUUAAUUGCAAUGUUGUUAAAAAGGCUAAACAAAGUUUUGAGUGCUGAGUUAAUGCUAUAAGCUAGCGUUUAGGAUGAAGUUCUGCUAUUGACAUUACAGUUACAAUUUGCAAAAUUAAUGUUUAAUGUACUUAAAUAUUAAAUAUAAAUCAAAAACUUGAAAUUAUGAAAUGUAGUUGAGUAAAAAUUAUGAUAAUAUGCUUUGGAAUGUAUGUUUUCCAAAGAAAAACAGGGAUAAAAUAUGAUUACUUAAAGGAACAGUAUGUAGGAUUGUGGCCAAAACUGGUAUUGCAAUCACAAAACUGGGGCCCGUUCUUCGUACGUCGCUAACUCAGUUAGCUGGAUUUGAUUGUUGAUGAUUUGGCAUGAUCUUGGAUUAUUUGGUUCUUCGAAGCUCAUUCUAAACUUGGUGUCAUAGCAACAGGUCCGUAAGCUCAAACCUGCUCGGGAGCAGGCUUAUUUCAUGUAAACAAGAUUAGUUUGUACCUUUUUAAGCGGAUGUGAUACGGAAAGUCUGACGCAGUCGCGUAUUCUCCAUUAUACGAGCGCAAUCUGCGUAAGAUGCAUGAUUAAUAUAUAGAGCUUUUCAAAUUCAACACGUAAUAAAAAAAUGAUAGAUUAAUUAAAUCUUUUAGCGAUGUUAUUUAAAAAAAUAUAUAAUAUAACAAAUAUUCUUUAUUUUUGUGUAACAGGUGUUUUGAUUAUUAUUCUUAAACGAAUGAGAAGACAAAUGCUGAUCACAUUCAUUUUAAAUUUGUUUGAAUUUUCCUUAAUAAAAACAGCAAUCAAUCAUACCCAGCACUAAUAGAUGUACAAUAAAGACUAUUACUCAUUUUCAUUUGAAUAAACUAAUCUCCUAUUUUAAUUUUGUCUUUAGAUUGUCAAGUAGCUUACAAUGUCAUGCAUGAAAGGGCUUUCGUUUAGGAAUUUCUAUCUGUUCUAUCUUUAAAUCGUUGUCUACAAAUAUGUUACCCUGUCCCUUUCCUGACAAAAAUGACCAAAAUAACCAAAUAAGUUUUUUUGCACAUAUUUUCACAUAUCUUUAUCUUCUUUACUACACUUUUCUGUGCAGACUCAGCAGAUGCAGGACUUUCAGUUAACGUGGAAUUCUGCUAAUAUAGUCAGAAAUCAGUUAAGAAUAAUGCAAUUGAAGUAAACUUAUUUAACCACUUGCAUAUAGUUUCUCUAAAGGACUACCAUCUGAGAGGAUUUCUUUACUGUCGUGUGCAUUGCUCAGAAACAGUUGCACUUUAUAAUCUUUUGAUGUAGAAUAGCAUUUACAUUCCCUUACUGCACAUCAUACUUCAUUUAACACAUUCUUGAGACCUGCAGAAAGUGUUGGUGUAUUAUCUACAACUGCACAAAAGCGAGGAAAACACUAUCUUAUAAUAAACUACAAUUCAAAUUGUAUUUAUCAGGAAUUAAA
This is a messenger RNA of Paramisgurnus dabryanus, 2366 nucleotides long. The record is from RefSeq and is a predicted model, not a curated record. Lineage: Eukaryota; Metazoa; Chordata; Actinopteri; Cypriniformes; Cobitidae.